CUGCACACAAUCAAUAACUGUCACCUUAUCUUUCCUACCAAUUAGAUUCCACUUAAAAAUCAUUCUGUUGAUGUACCCUAGAGAUAUUGCACCCUCAAAAGACAAUGGGUUGCUGCAAAACUAACCAAUCUGAAAAUGACUUCUGUGCUGUCAGGUUUGGUUCUGCUUGCCCUUGUUGGGCUAAUCCAAGCUCAGGAAAAGCGCCCAGACCCUUUGGAAAUUGAAGGGCUGGGCAUGGUCUUAGGGAUUUUCAGCAAAUCAAGAGAUAAACGACAAUAUGAGAGCUACAGAGGAAUUCGAUACGCAAAGUCUCCUGCCAAAAAUGUCUCUAACCGACGCUUUUUGCCGCCAAUUCCCGAAGAGCCCUGGGGAAAUGAAACUGUUAACGCUAUUUUUUUUGGCCAACACUGCACUCAAACCUCUCCACUGAAGGGUGCUGAUUUCUACACAUUGCAUCGGCUUGGACAACCAGACAUUGAUGAGUCAAAAGCUGAUGGUGAUCUGGAGGAUUGCCUCUUCCUUAAUGUUUAUACUCCGGAUAGAGCACCAGCAAAGCCUCUUCCAGUAAUGGUAUGGUUUUAUGGAGGUGCUUUUGUUGAUGGUUCGGGUUUGAUUUACGGUCCCGAUUUUUUCAUGGACCAUGACGUUGUUAUUGUCACCCUCAAUUAUCGCCUUGGCCCUCUUGGUUUUAUGUCAUUGGAAAUCGAUGAGAUUCCUGGCAAUGCAGGGUUGUUUGAUCAAAUUGAAGCUUUGAGGUGGGUUAAGAGCCAUAUCCAUAAUUUUGGAGGUGAUCCCAACGAAGUCACAAUUUUCGGAGAGUCGGCUGGCGCAUCAAGUGUCUCUUUCCUCUCCAUCAGUCCACUUGCCAAAGGUCUCUUCAACAAAAUUAUUGCUCAAAGUGGAGCUGCCAUGGAUGAAUGGACUGUCGACAGGGAACCUGUAUACAAUGCUCUAGGAAUUGCAAAGAUAGCUGGCUGCACACAGGAAGAGGGUGAUCCAGCCUUAGUUGAAUGCCUUCAAGAAGUUGAUCCUAUGGUUUUGACAAAAGCUUAUAAAAAUGUUUGGAAGGUCGAAGAAAUUAAAAAAGGUAAAACUGGAUUUGGUGGUUGCACACCAGUUGUGCAAACAGCCGGUGAGCAGAAAUUCAUUGACAAGGAUGUGAUGGAGUAUUGGAAUGAUGAAAAUUUUGAGAGUGUCCCUGCUAUUUAUGGAACAAAUCAACACGAGGGUACAUACGUAAUGGCAAUUGCCUAUGCUAUGUUCUUGGAGCCAAACAACCUGCACAAUGACUACAACUUCCUGAAAUAUCAGUGCAUUGAUAUUUUCUUACAAUUGUUUGGCAUUAAAGACGCGGGAUACUUUGUAGCUGAUUCUGUGGAGUAUGAGUAUGUUGGAAUAGAUAGAAUGGGAAAUUUAACUGCCAUGAUUCCAGGAAUGGUUGAUUUCAGCGGCGUUGCCUUUUUGAAAGGCGCGUCAUACGAGAACAUGAAGCUGCACUCGAAAUUCGGCAAGAGCUACUGGUACACUUUUAACUUUGAGGGAUUUGCCACACUUUGGCCUGCAAUCGCAGCUUCUGUCUGCGUACCAUUCCCAGGAGGCGUUUGUCAUGCAAAUGAGUUGUUGAUGGUUUGGAACAUACCUGUUCUGGGUGCGACUCUUACAGCAGAAGAGGAACAGCUUUCCAGGAGAAUGACUAAGAUGUGGUACAAUUUUGCUAAAUAUGGUGAACCAAAUCCUGCUGAAAACCCUGUUGACGAUGUACCUCAAAUUCUUCCAUGGGACGAAGCAAGCAACACAUAUAUUAGAUUUGGUAAUAAUGGAAUUGAAUCCCCUGUUGAUUUUACCAAGGAGUACACCAUUGCACGAGAUGAGGAUUUCAGCAUUGGUUUUGAUUUGGAGAGCAGUCCUUGGGGAAAUUUAUGUUGAUUAAGAGCAAUUGAUUGAGCAUAAUUAUGCUGCUUUUGUAUUAUGUACAAUAUUAAAUGCAGAAAAAUUUACAGACUUCAAUCUAUUGAAUAAAAAAAUCUGGAAAAAAAACAUCACUUUUGUUAUGCAUAUUGUAUUUUACAUUGUGCGUUUUUAUAAUCUAUUUUUUAUGUGGUGCGGU
Molecule: messenger RNA, 2107 nt
Organism: Neocloeon triangulifer
Lineage: Eukaryota; Metazoa; Arthropoda; Insecta; Ephemeroptera; Baetidae
Product: juvenile hormone esterase-like
Exons: 11
Coding region: 136-1926 (596 amino acids)
Source: RefSeq, a predicted model, not a curated record